GGAACUCCAGGUUCUUGUCUACCCGGUCCCCCGAAAAACUUCUCUAUUUCUACACUUGGCUUCUCAAUCGGCCUUAAAAGCUAGUGGUCAGUGCAUAAUUCAGUCUUUUGUUAGCAGCUGGGCACAGGCAUCAAAACCUCCCUCCAUUCUUUUUCUCUCUCUCUCUCUCUCUCUCUCUCUCUCUCUCUCAUGGGUUCGUCGGCAGCUGACUCCUCCGAAUUCAACGAGCCUCUAACCCCAUUAGGUCGGUUCUUCCUCCAACCUGAAAUGAACCAAAUAAUCCACUGCGCCAUGGGCUUCACAAACCCUAUAAACAUAGAUGCCGUCAAGUCCCACCUCAAAACCUCUCUCGUCCUCUCCCACCCACGUUUCUCAAGCCUCUUGCUUCGCCACUCCAACGGCCUCCAGCACUGGCAUAAGACCACCCCCAGCGUCGACCUCGACCGCCACAUUGUCGUCAUCAACAAUCCUGUCCUCACCACAUCACCAUCCGUUGACCACGAGACUGCUGUCAAUGCCUACUUGGCCGACCUUUCCACCACCUCUGCUGGAAUACUAGGCACCGACGUCGACAAACCCCUCUGGGAACUUCACCUUCUCAUGGCCCAUAACUGUGGCGUCUUCCGAAUCCACCAUGCAUUGGGAGAUGGGAUGUCGCUCAUGUCACUGUUCUUGGCGAGUUUCAGGGAAGUUGACCAAAAAGAUGACGAAGAAAAGGGUUUAGGUGGUGGGUUUGUGAAGGAGGUGAGAUUGGUGAAUGGUGAAGAAAAGAAUAUUAACAUACCAACUUUGGCUUCUGCUGGUGGGAAGAGAUCAAAGAGACUAGUAGGUUUCACUGGUGGGAAGAGGUCGUGGGUUUGGUUGCUAGAGUUUGUGGAGAUGCUGUGGUUUAACAUGGUAUUUGUGGUGGAGUUUCUGAUGAGGUGCUUGUGGCUUUCUGACCAGAAAACUGAGAUAAGCGGCGGCAAUGGAGUUGAGCUGUGGCCAAGGAAGUUGGCCACGGCUAGGUUUUGCCUUCACGACAUGAAGCUCGUCAAGAAAACUGUUCCAAAUGCGACCAUAAAUGAUGUUCUUGUUGCGGUUGUUUCAUCUGGGCUAUCAAUAUACCUAAGUCACCAAACACCAAAAGUUUUGUCAGAGGGACUUCGAAUUACUGGGCUGGCCAUGGUAAAUUUAAGACAGCAGCCUGGAAUGGAGGUAUCCGAUAUGAUGAAAUCUUCUGGGUCAAGUUGGGGUAACAAAUUCGGCAUGUUUCACCUACCUAUUCAUUGCCAUAAGAGCAGCGGCACUGAUCCUCUUGAGUGUCUGAAGAGAAAUAAGGUGAUGCUUGACAGGAAGAAAAAAUCUGUGGAGGCUCAUUUCUCAAACAAAAUUGCAUGCUUUGUUAUGACCUACUUUGGACAAAAGAUUGCAACCUGGUUUCUUUACAGGCUUGUGUGCAAUGCUAGCUUUACCAUCUCAAAUAUAGUUGGCCCGCAAGAAGAACUUGCACUUGGAGGCAACCCUGUAACUUACCUAAGAAUUAAUGCAUCCAGCCUGCCCCAGGCACUUGUAAUGCACUUGGUGAGCUAUGCUGAAAGAGCAGACUUGCAAAUUUUGGUGACCAAAGAUAUCAUCCCUGACCCUGCGUUCCUCGCCAAGUGCUUUGAAGAGGCCUUGCUUGAUAUGAAGGAAGCAGCUGCAGCCAUCGGUCGAACCUAACAAGCACGAAGUAACGUCUCUACGUUUAAUGGAAUGUUAUAUUGUUGUAUGAGGUUGAACACAGUGAUGGAUAAGGGAUACAGUUUUACAUCCCAUUAGCAUGGACAAAUUUUUCUAUAUUAACAUUUA
Molecule: messenger RNA, 1830 nt
Organism: Malus domestica (apple)
Lineage: Eukaryota; Viridiplantae; Streptophyta; Magnoliopsida; Rosales; Rosaceae
Product: wax ester synthase/diacylglycerol acyltransferase 11-like
Biological process (GO): triglyceride biosynthetic process
Cellular component (GO): plasma membrane
Source: RefSeq, a predicted model, not a curated record